AUGCGUCUCGGCAAGAUCACGGUUGUCCUCGCCAGCGCCGCCUCCGCCCUCGCUGUGCAGACUGACGACCUCAUUGCGGCAUUCAACAUGGUCAACCAGGCCCGGGGCGAGCGCCGCGUCAAGCCGCUCUCCUGGAGCCCCGACUUGGCCGCCUACGCGCAGCUCUGGGCCAACCUCAUGGCCAGCGUCCAGGUGCCUUUCCAGCACGCCGGCGGAGCCUAUCGCCCGUCGCAGGGCGAGGUGCUCUACGUGCAGACGGCUUCCGGGUGCCAUCCAGCCUACGACGCGCCGUACCAGUCGGCCAUGAGUGCUUGGCUCGGCCAGGCGCCGCUGUAUGACGGCAAGGCCAUCACGACGGGACACGAGCCGUGGCUUCACUGGUCGCAAUGCAUGUGGUCGGGGUCGACGGAGAUUGGAUGCGGGCGCGCCUACAGCAUCUCGGAUGCAUACAAGAUCUAUGUCGUUUGUCGGUUCAGCCCCGAAGGCAACGUCGCGCCCGCUGCCCUUGAAAGCUCCGAUCCAUCCCAGCUCGGCGAUGCCCAUCGAGGCACCCUCGCGCCCAUGAUGGAACGAUCAAAACCCCAGGCGUUUCAAUCCAGCUAUGCGCCGCGCCUGCGGACAUACAAAAACUCGCUGCUCACCCCCGUGCUGCCCAGCGCGCCCACCGUCAACCCCCUAUCCCGGACGACGAAGCGCGGCACCACGAUAAUCAACUACGCCGAGGACGGCUACGACGACCUCGAGGACGACAGCGAUGACCCCCGAAGGCGGCCCACCGGUCUGCGCAGCCUGCGCAUGCAGGAUUUGUCCAAGGGCCAGGACUGGUCUGGCAAGGCGGGCAAGGAAACCUACGAGCCUGUACAGCUCCAGCCGAUAUGGCGCGACUGGAUGGGCAAGACGAGAGCAAUCCGGAGCGAUCAGCAGAACGCGGCUCAGUCCAACCUGCCGCUGGUGCUGAUACCGAUCCGCAUCGACCUCGACGUGCCCUCCUUUGUCCCUCACCCGCCCUUUCCCCCGCCCAACACGCCCGGCGUCGACCUUUCGCUGCCCCAGUACCGACAGCAGGAGGUGACGGUGCCCUACAAGCUGCGCGAUAUCUUCUGCUGGAACCUGCACGAAACCCUCAUCACCACCGACCAGUUCGCGCAGACGCUAGCCCAGGACCUGGACCUUCCAAACCGCCAACACGCUGCCGCGGACAUCAGCAAGCAGAUUCGCACACAGCUCGAAGAGUACGCGGGUGUCGCUCUGCAUCCUAUUUUCCACACCGAUCAGCCUGUCCCGCCGCAGCAGCCGCAACCGGUAGCAAACGCAACCACAACGAGAGAUAGACCUUUGACCAGAGACAUCUCGCCAUACUCCGCCGCGCGUUAUCUGUCAAGGGCAGACACGCCAUCGCAGGCGCCGGUUACUGUACCAAUUGCUGCGCCAGUAACACCAGCACCAGGCCAGACUCCUGGUGUGCCUGCUGUCACGGCCGAAGCUACAGCCAUUACGCCCGACUCGGACGACUUCAACCCCGAUGACACGUACCGAUGCAUCAUAAACCUCAACCUCAACAUGUCUUCCCAACUGUAUACUGACAAAUUCGAGUGGUCGCUGCUUCACCCGCCCGGUACGGCAGAGGUAUUCGCCAAGACAACGUGUGCCGACCUGGGCCUGAGCGGUGAGUGGGUUCCAGCCAUGACGCACGCUAUCUAUGAAGCCGUUUUGCGGCUAAAGAAGGAGGCCUGCGAGGUUGGCGGACUCGUCACCGGCUGGGGCGGCCUCCAACAGGAGCUGCCCAACGACGCCGCUCUCGGCACGGAAGCCGGCUGGCGCUACGAUCCGGAGCACCUGGCCCAGGACUGGGAGCCCAGGAUUGAGAUACUCAGCAAGGAGGAGAUGGAGAAGCGCGAGGGCGACCGCGAGCGCCAGGUGCGCCGCCUGCGACGAGAGACGGCGCGAUUCAGCUCGACGACGGGCAUGCUCACGGGGACGCCGCUCGCUGGGGUCGGCGCAUCCGUCUCCACGCCGUUUGAGCCCGAGGAGGAGCGCAUGGGCCGCGGCGAGCGAUCCAAGAAGAAGCGUCGCUUCCGCAGCCUCAGUCCUCUGGGUCGCGGCGGCACACCCGGCGGGCGCGGAACGCCUGACGCGGGCGGCUAUGGCGGAGGCGGCGCCCUCACGGACCUGGAGCGCUCUAACUGGCGGUGUCUGCAUUGUCGCAUCUGGGGCUCCUGCGUGUGGGCGGUCCGCGAUGGCCCGGCAGGUCCUAGGACGCUCUGCGCCAACUGCGGCGUCUUGUACGAACGCGAUCGCAAACUCCCUCGCCAGACCAAGAAUUUACAUUUACAAGAUGUGCGCGCGGGGUAA
Messenger RNA from Cordyceps fumosorosea ARSEF 2679, 2352 nucleotides. Its product is annotated as snf5/smarcb1/ini1. Gene Ontology annotation, cellular component: nuclear chromosome; RSC-type complex; nucleus. Gene Ontology annotation, molecular function: transcription coregulator activity. The transcript has 4 exons. Lineage: Eukaryota; Fungi; Ascomycota; Sordariomycetes; Hypocreales; Cordycipitaceae. Gene Ontology annotation, biological process: chromatin remodeling; regulation of transcription by RNA polymerase II. The record is from RefSeq and is a predicted model, not a curated record. Bases 1 to 2352 code for a protein of 783 amino acids.